GAGACGCGCCGUACUUUUCGCCUUCCAUGUUUGCCGUCGCUAACGUUGAUUGUGGAGUAAGGAUGUAGGGUUGGGGUGUCGGCGCAACAGGUGAGUGAAGUCGGUCGCGUCAAAGAAAUCUCCAGAAGUCCCAAAGGGCAGGCCGGGCGUCGGCUUGGCAUGCAGCGCUAGCGCGGAACCUGGAGCUGGACCCCCACCAAUUCCGCCCAUCUCGAACCUGAACAUGGCCUCUUCAAACGAAAUCCCCAAUCUACGAACACUUCUCGGACAAGGCCGUGGCGGAUCAUCACGAGGCAGAGGACGUGGAAGAGGCGGCCUUGGUACUUCUAGCGAGGGACGGGCACAAGUUCUCGACAAUGCCGUCAAGGCUACGGAUCAAGAUGCGGCGGGGAGCAGGGUGAGCUGUGUAGAGCUUGGCUAUCUUCACGACCCGUAUGCGAAGCUGUUUGCGACACAGCAGACGACAAGGAAACUGCCAUUGCUCAACCGGGGCACUUAUGUUCGCACCUCGGCCAUCGACCUCUUAGUCGCCAAGUUCCUCACUACCCACCCGUCGUCGGCGAAGCAGAUCGUCUCCCUCGGUGCUGGCACUGACACGCGAUUCUUCCGCCUUCUCGACCUAUACCCUCAGACGCGCCUCGUAUACCAUGAGAUCGACUUCCCUACCAACACACAGGCCAAGAUAGCCGCCAUACAGAGGCAACCGCUACUGCAUCGGAAGCUCUUACACAUGCCGUCAACUUUGGACUCGUACUAUUCGGAUACCUACAACAUUCAUGCGCUUGACUUACGGUCUCUGGCGAGUUCGUCAGAAGAGGCGCCCCUACCUCAGAUACCCAACCUGGACCCGAGCAUACCUACAUUGAUCUUGUCCGAGAUGUGCCUGGUUUACUUGCAGCCUUCGACAGUAAAAUCGAUAGUGUCAUCAUUAUUGACGCAUUACCUACACCCUGCAACGCCCGCCUCUCUCAUACUCUACGAGCCUAUCCUACCCCAAGAUGCCUUUGGCCGGACCAUGAUAUCGAACCUCCAGAGCCGAAACAUCCACCUUCACACAUUGACGGCAUAUCCCGAGUUGGGCGACCAACGCGCACGCUUACAGGGCUAUGGCUUGACAGACGGAGCCAAGGUCGCAGAUACAAACACUAUCUGGCGAAGAUGGACUAGUGAUGAGGAGAAGGAGCGCAUCGCUGGUUUGGAAUUCCUAGACGAGCUGGAGGAACUGGAAAUGUUACUCCGGCAUUACUGCGUCGCAUGGGGCUGGAGAGACGGCAAAAGCGAUGUCUUUUCGAAGGCUUGGGCGGAUGUAAGGGAGUAGGGAUCGGUAGGCCCUCACUUGAGAUGCAGCCGUGAGCAUAUUGAUAAUUAUCCUGUAUCUGAGAACGAACAAGGAAUCUAUGUCUGCGGCAU
This is a messenger RNA of Alternaria alternata, 1410 nucleotides long. RefSeq names its product leucine carboxyl methyltransferase. Gene Ontology annotation, molecular function: protein C-terminal leucine carboxyl O-methyltransferase activity. Gene Ontology annotation, biological process: C-terminal protein methylation. The coding region runs from base 224 to 1318 and encodes 364 amino acids. Lineage: Eukaryota; Fungi; Ascomycota; Dothideomycetes; Pleosporales; Pleosporaceae. The record is from RefSeq and is a predicted model, not a curated record. The transcript has a single exon.